UCGGUCAAGCGGGUUGCAUGUGGCUGUCGCGUGUUGGUGAUGCUCCACUAAAUCGCAUUGCCGAAAAGCUGAGUAGUAAACUUCAUCGCCGUGAUGCCUGCGAAUUUCCAGCGCCCCGAGAACGCUCUCAAGCGGGCGAACGAAUUUCUUGAGGUGGGCAAGAAGCAGCCUGCUCUUGAUGUUCUUUAUGACGUUAUAACGUUUAAAAAACAUCGAACAUGGCAGAAGAUCCACGAACAAAUUAUGCGGAAGUAUCUGGAGCUGUGUGUGGAUCUUUGCAAGAGCCACCUGGCCAAAGAGGGCCUCUACCAGUACAAGAACAUCUGCCAGCAGGUCAGUUUAAGUGGGGAAAAAACCCCAAAACUAAACUAAGAGUUGUUCGCCAUAGGCAAAGUUCUGUUUGCUGUCCACUGUCAAUUUCAAUGUAACGUUUUCUGCAGUUGACUCCUAUGCAGGAUCUCAUGAAAUGCUGACCAGAUGUCAGUCCCAUAAAUUAACCCCAAUGUAGGCAUUCCUGCCA
Molecule: messenger RNA, 520 nt
Organism: Erpetoichthys calabaricus (reedfish)
Lineage: Eukaryota; Metazoa; Chordata; Cladistia; Polypteriformes; Polypteridae
Product: eukaryotic translation initiation factor 3 subunit A-like
Exons: 2
Coding region: 94-372 (92 amino acids)
Biological process (GO): translation reinitiation; formation of cytoplasmic translation initiation complex
Cellular component (GO): multi-eIF complex; eukaryotic translation initiation factor 3 complex, eIF3e; eukaryotic translation initiation factor 3 complex, eIF3m
Molecular function (GO): translation initiation factor activity; mRNA binding
Source: RefSeq, a predicted model, not a curated record